This is a messenger RNA of Trifolium pratense (red clover), 2161 nucleotides long. Its product is annotated as 3-ketoacyl-CoA synthase 12-like. Gene Ontology annotation, molecular function: acyltransferase activity, transferring groups other than amino-acyl groups. NCBI's taxonomy places the organism in Eukaryota, Viridiplantae, Streptophyta, Magnoliopsida, Fabales, Fabaceae. Bases 520 to 1941 code for a protein of 473 amino acids. The transcript has a single exon. Gene Ontology annotation, biological process: fatty acid biosynthetic process. The record is from RefSeq and is a predicted model, not a curated record. Gene Ontology annotation, cellular component: membrane.
ACCAUACACAAGCUUAUAACUGGAUCUUCGACUGUAGUUGCACCGGUGCACCGGAUACAGAAUCAUAUUGAGAAUACAAAAGGUUGAGCUGAAUCUGAUAUGCAGAUCCAACAGAUUUGCAUUAUGCAGCAGCUAGUACAUAGUAAUGUAGGUGUGACACACAAAGGUCUUCCAAAACAUAAAAAUGUUUGUUGGGGUUGAGAUAUUGACAUGUUGGUGUUAAGAAAGUCUCAUAUCCGAUGUGAGUUGGCUUGGACAAGAGUUUAUAAGUAAGAGGCAAUCCUCACCUUACAAGUCGGUUUUGCAGUGUUGAGUUAGGUUCAACACCCAUUUCUAAUAUGAAAUCAGAGUCUCUCUAAGAUGAUAUUGACAUGUUAAGUAAUAUGAACAUAUUCACAUGUCCAAAUAUCUUCCACUCACACACUCAACUCAAUUCUCUCCUUAUAAAACACCACUCUACCUUCAACUUUACAAUUCCAAAACACCACUCUACCUUUUCCUCUCAUCCCUCUCUCUCAAAUGGAGUUCCUCUCUUUACUCUAUGCAGUUCCAGCAUUGUACAUUUGCUACAAAAUCUGGAAACUAUUAGAUCAAAAGAGGGACCAAGAGUGUUACAUAUUAGAUUACCAAUGUUACAAGCCAACAGAAGAUAGAAUGUUAGGGACAGAGUUUUGUGGCAAAUUAAUCAAAAGAACAGAGAAUUUGGGACUAAAUGAGUACAAAUUUCUCCUCAAAGCAAUUGUAAGUUCCGGAAUUGGCGAACAAACUUAUGCACCAAGAAACAUCUUCGAAGGCCGCGAAGGAUCACCAACAUUAAACGACGGGAUCUCAGAAAUGGAAGAGUUUUUCGACGACAGCAUUGCAAAACUCCUCGCAAGGUCAGCGAUUUACCCUUCCGAAAUCGAUGUUCUUGUUGUCAACAUCGCAAUGUUCGCGCCUCUUCCUUCUCUAUCGUCGCACAUCAUUAACCGUUAUAAAAUGAGACACGACAUAAAAGUGUACAAUCUCACCGCAAUGGGUUGUAGUGCUAGCCUUAUAUCAUUAGACAUUAUUCAAAACAUUUUCAAAUCACAAAAGAACAAAUUAGCACUUUUGGUCACAUCAGAGGCUCUUAGUCCAAAUUGGUAUACAGGCAAUGAUAGAUCAAUGAUCUUAGCGAACUGUCUCUUCCGCUCGGGCGGUUGUGCGGUUCUUUUAACAAACAAAACAUCUUUAAAGGACAAUAGUAUACUAAAAUUGAAGUGUUUAGUCAGAACACACCACGGCGCGCGAGAAGACUCUUACAAUUCUUGCCUCCAAAUGGAAGAUGACCAGGGUAGGCUUGGUGUUUAUUUAGGGAAAAAUCUCCCAAAAGCAGCAACAACAGCUUUUGUUGACAAUUUAAGGGUAAUUUCUCCCAAAAUUUUGCCAACAAGAGAAUUACUUAGGUUUCUUGUUGUUUUACUUUUCAAGAAACUUAAGAUAUUUAGUUCAACUGCUUCUUCUAAGUCUAGUGGUGGAACAAUAACUACAAAAUCACCAUUGAAUUUCAAAAGUGGUGUAGAUCAUUUUUGUCUCCAUACAGGAGGAAAAGCAGUGAUAGAUGGAGUUGGAAUGAGUUUAGAUCUAUCCGAAUACGAUCUCGAGCCAGCAAGAAUGACACUUCAUCGUUUUGGUAACACUUCUGCAAGUAGUUUAUGGUAUGUGUUAGGAUAUAUGGAAGCAAAAAAGAGGCUAAAAAAAGGUGAUAGAGUUUUUAUGAUAAGUUUUGGUGCUGGUUUUAAAUGCAAUAGUUGUUUGUGGGAAGUGAUGAAAGAUGUUAAUGGAGAUGGAAAUGUUUGGGAAGAUUGUGUUGAUCAUUAUCCACCUGAAUCUUUGGCUAAUGCUUUUAUGGAAAAGUAUGGUUGGCUCAAUGAAGUUGAAGAUCCUGACAACUAUGAAUUUCCUGAUUUUCUUAAGUGAUAAAGGUAAUAAAAAUUAAUUUCAUUCAUCAUUGUGGAAUGAAAUAGCAAAAUCAAGAAGAAAAAAAAAUUUACUUGAUUUCUUGAAAUGGAUCGAGGUUAUUUUGCAUUAAUUUUUUUUUUAUUCCUUUGUGUGAUUCGUGUUUUCUAUUCUGAUAACGUAUAUAAAUUGUAAACAGUGGUUUAUUAUGAAUUCGGUUUUUAUUUAAACUUUUUUUUUU